Messenger RNA from Seriola dumerili (greater amberjack), 3605 nucleotides. RefSeq names its product calcitonin gene-related peptide type 1 receptor-like (gene calcrlb). The coding region runs from base 168 to 1553 and encodes 461 amino acids. Gene Ontology annotation, cellular component: plasma membrane. The transcript has 13 exons. NCBI's taxonomy places the organism in Eukaryota, Metazoa, Chordata, Actinopteri, Carangiformes, Carangidae. Gene Ontology annotation, molecular function: calcitonin receptor activity; adrenomedullin receptor activity; calcitonin gene-related peptide receptor activity. Gene Ontology annotation, biological process: cell surface receptor signaling pathway; adenylate cyclase-activating G protein-coupled receptor signaling pathway; angiogenesis. The record is from RefSeq and is a predicted model, not a curated record.
CAAAACACACAAGCUGAAGGAGUACUCUUGACGAAAUUACGAAGACUGUAUUGCAUUGUUUUUCUUUUCCUGCAAAGGCAAACUCUCGGACUGAAGGAUUACUCUUUGAGACCUGGCAAACACUGUGUUUUAAUAGUUUUUCUGCUCCUGCAAAGAUCAGAGCACAGAUGGACCUGAAAUGCCUCAUGUUUCUUCUGGUGCUGUGCUCCCUCAAUCAGCUGCUGGUGGCGGUGGCAGGCCCCGAAGACGAGUACCAGACACAUGUGAACCAUCAGGUUGAGCAUCAGUCCACACGGAACAAAAUCACCACCGCCCAGUAUGAAUGUUUCCAGAGGAUCAUGAAAGAGUCACACCGUCCAUCAAAAACUAUAGCAGGGCCAAUGUGCAACACAACAUGGGAUGGAUGGCUGUGUUGGGAUGCAACUGAAGCUGGCCUCACGAACCAGAACUGUCCAGACUACUAUGAUGACUUUGACACUUCUGCGGUGGCAUCCAAGGUCUGCACAGAGACCGGCGAGUGGGGACGCCACCCGGAGAGCAACAGAACCUGGACGAACUUCACAAACUGCAACGUCAACGAUGCACAUCACAGGAAGGCAGUCAUGACUCACUUCUACUUGGUUAUGAUUGGUCAAGGACUGUCUCUGGUGUCUUUGCUCAUAUCAUUAGGAAUAUUCUUCUAUUUUAAAAGCCUGAGCUGCCAGAGAAUAACGCUCCAUAAAAACCUCUUUUUCUCAUUCGUGCUGAACUCAGUCAUCACCGUCAUCUGGCUGAAAAAACAGGAACACAUGGACAACGACACUGUAAGCUGUAAGCUUGUCAUGUUCGUCCACAUGUAUCUGAUGAGCUGUAACUACUUCUGGAUGCUGUGUGAGGGAAUCUACCUGCACACUCUCAUUGUUGUGGCUGUGUUCGCAGAAAAACAACAUCUCAUAUGGUAUUAUCUGCUUGGGUGGGGUUUCCCACUGGUGCCAUCGGUGAUACAUUCAAUAGCACGCCACUUCUACUACAAUGACAAAUGUUGGGUCAGCUCAGAUACUUCCUUGCUGUACAUUAUCCAUGGCCCCAUCUGCGCUGCACUGGUGGUGAACCUUUUCUUCCUGCUGAACAUCGUUCGGGUUCUCAUCACCAAGCUGAGAGUGACGCACCAGGCCGAGUCCAGCCUCUACAUGAGGGCUGUGAGAGCCACCCUCAUCCUCAUCCCGCUGCUCGGCAUCCAGUUCGUCCUGGUCCCCUACAGGCCCCACGAACACUGGGCCUCUGAGAUCUACCUGUACAUCAUGAACAUCCUCAUGCAUUACCAGGGUCUCUUGGUUUCUACAAUAUUCUGCUUCUUCAACGGGGAGGUCCAGAGUGUUCUGAGGAGACACUGGAACCAGCAGCGGAUGCAGCUCGCCGGCACAUUCGCCAACGCCGACUUCUUCCGCUCGGCCUCCUACGUGGCAUCAUCGCUCACAGAGGUCCACCGCUGCUACAGUAUAGAAAGCCACACCGAGCACAUGAAUGGCAAGAGCUACCCGGACAUAUUCAGAUCGGAUAGUCCUUUUGUGUGAAGGUGGCCCCUCGGGAACUUAAGGCACUGCCCUUCUUUUUUUUUUACUUUUUUUUUUUUUUACAUUUUCUUUUGUUACCAAGAGUGAUGUUGAUGUUUUCUUGGAGUUUUGCUACUGUUAAUGACACCUCCGUAGCUUCAUACCUUUGACAUUUUUCCAUCUCCCAGCCAAACAAAAACACGCAAACAAAAAAAAAAAAAGAACUCACAUUUUAUUACUUUUACCAAAACAGAAGGAGCUUGACACCAAAAAAAUCCCACGAAUAUUCAAAAGGGGACUGUUGACAGACAUGAGGACGAAUCAACUAGUCUCAAUAUUUGGCAUUAAUACAAGGAAUUAAUGCAAAUUUUUUUUUUUUUUGUAUCGUGUGGAAUAAACCUGAAGAGCCCCUCUGUGAGCGAGACGCUGUUCUAAUGAGCUUGACGGUUGAGAUCUUUCAAAGAGGGAAGUUGUGACUGUCUGGGCACAUAACUCUGUAGCAGUUCCUGCCACGUCACGCCUUCAAGACGGGAAAGGAACAAAGCACCAUGAUUUCUGUGGGUAGUAGUGAUUAGAACUACACCGAGUGGACAUGGAAAUCUAAAAAACAAACAAGUAAAAGUACAAUUACAGACACGAAAAUAAGAAAUAAACAGCUAGCUCGCAGUGCUACAUGGCAUUUCUGCAUGUUAGCCACUUCUGAAUUGACUCUUCUAUUUAUGUGUAAUAUCCUCUUUGCUAAGUGAAACAAAUAAUAAGGUUCACAGUACAAUGUUGUCAGAAACAUACGCUUACAUUGCGUGGCUUAGCAGCAGCAACAGUACCCUCUAAGUUAAUGUUCUGCUAGGCGUCACUGUUUUUCACUUCAUAUCUGAUAAUUCCAAAAUGCUGGAGAGGUGACUGUGAGAGGGGAACAGGGAGUGAAGAGAGCAUGGGUUUGUACAUAUAUUUGAUUGUGUGUGAGUAUGACACAUAUCAAGGCACAAACUAUGAAUUACUACAUUGUAUUUAGACUGCCAUUAGUGUACUUUGUAUAUUUUUCCAGUCAGUCAGGAGCAUAUCACUGUAAGCCAUGUAGUCAAGCCCCAUAAACCACAGCUUGUUUGAUUAUAAAGUGAGAAGAGCAGAGAUUUCAUGUCCCAUGUUUUAGAUGAAUCUUCAGCAGGAACUGACUUUUAUUAAUUCACUGUCUGUCACCUCCAGUUAGAGAUGAGAAGUAUAUUUCCUGAUGAGUGAAGAGCUGCUGGUUUCAGCCUUCAGAUACGGGAAUUACAGGCCAGUCUCUCCUGCAGCGCUAAUAACUUAUUGUAAUGUUAUAAAUCACUUAAAAGAAUUAAUUUGACAAUUUAGGAAACAUGCUUAUUUGCAUUCUUGUGGAGAGUUAGAUGAGGAGAUUGCAAGACAGCGGGUAAGCAUUAUUAAUUAUCAUUAUAAACAUAUGAUGGAAUCACAGAAUAUUUACAAGACUGGAUGAUUACAUGAUUUCUACAGUGAUUUCUGCACUCUCGAUAUCACAGGUGUUGUAUUUAGCAAUUAAAGAAACCUCAGAUACAACCUGGGUGUGCUCAGUAGUGGGUCCACAGUCAGAUAUUUACUGUAUGUUACACUGGACAUAGCUAAAUACUGUAUGUGUCACUUUGUCUCGGCUCUAAUGUCGGUUUGGUGUCAUUCAUUUCUUUAAGCGAUAGCUGGGUCCUAGGCCCGAGUCUGGCCAGCAUCUGGCCGGAUUCUGGCAGCCGGCGAGAUUAUCUGCAGCAUGCGCACCAAAAUCGGCCCAGAUGUAGAAACAACAUCUCACAUCUGACAAAUAUAUAUAUACUGUAUGUGCUAAAAUGUUAUAAAAUUCAAGGUUCACUUAAUAGAUUUCUCUCGAGCUUUCAAACUUAUUCUACGGCCUUUUUCAGCAAAUUAAACUAAAAUAUUUAAAUAUUUUAUCACAGAUGAACCUUGAUGUUAAAAAAUAUGUAUAGUUUCCCAAGGUUGGGGCUCAUUCUCAUUUUUGUACCAUAGUUUUGUCAUAAAAUUCAGUUGAUGCUUGUUUAUACUGAAGUAAUAAUUCUGUAAAUAAAAGAU